This is a messenger RNA of Lodderomyces margitis, 3450 nucleotides long. It is a transcript of the gene ZCF20, whose product is annotated as Zcf20p. The transcript has a single exon. Gene Ontology annotation, molecular function: zinc ion binding; DNA-binding transcription factor activity, RNA polymerase II-specific. The record is from RefSeq and is a predicted model, not a curated record. The coding region runs from base 1 to 3450 and encodes 1149 amino acids. Gene Ontology annotation, cellular component: nucleus. Gene Ontology annotation, biological process: positive regulation of transcription by RNA polymerase II. Lineage: Eukaryota; Fungi; Ascomycota; Pichiomycetes; Serinales; Debaryomycetaceae.
AUGGUACAGUCAGAAAAGAGUCCUUCCACAGCUAAUAAUUCAUCCCCAGGAUCAGUAACCAAACCUAAACGACAGAGAAAUAGAACUCCUAAAAGUUGCAUACAAUGCUCCAAACGAAAGAUAUUUUGCUCCAAAGAAAGGCCUGCUUGCAGUAACUGUAUUAAAUACUCAGUUGGCCAUCUCUGCUCAUAUGCUUUACCACCAUGGGCAGAUGCAUCUUCCAACAAUAACAGCAACAACGCCAAGCCUAAUGAGGCAAAAGUGACCUCGCCAAGGUGCUCCUUAAUAGACCAGCCGCUCUCACCUACGCGCAUACAUCAGACAGAGGAGUAUCGCCACUUGAAACAAACCAACGAGAAGGUAAUACAAGCGCAACGGAAAGAAAUUGAUGAUUUAAAGCGUCAGCUAUCUGUCCAACAACAACUUUCACCUAGAGACCCUACAUCAAAACAGCAACUACAACUGAUGUCAAAUUCAGGGAAUGUACCUGUGACAGUGUUGAACAAGAUAAGCCCCUUGACAAAUACAUAUAGCAGUAAUAAGGUGGAAAUGUUGAAUGAUUAUACUCUUUGUACUAUUGACAAUUCACCACUGUCCAGCAAAAACAUAUACGUGGAUACUUAUUCCUGGAUCAAUAUAAUUAAGCUAGAUCCUCAAUUGACGACACUUUGGUUCCGGAUAACAAACUUACAAAAAAUGUAUCAUGUAUUUAAAAUGAAUAUGCUUAAAGGAGGUCGAUCUACUGACAAUGUGAUCAAAAAGGUACCGAAAAAGUCAAAUUACAAGAUUAAUGAAAUCGAUUUUACUUAUUCGCUACAGCCUUUUACCCCCAACUAUCCAAUCAAAGACCAACAACAACAAGAGCAGCAGCCUUUGAGGUGUCCGGUUGUUGAAUGUGAUUUCAACUUCAUGUCGGAAGAGCAACAAUUGACAACACCAAGUCCCAUGAGAUCGGUUUCAGUUUCGCCCGCAAUAAAACUUGAACGAUCAGCAACUUUGCUCGAAAAAACAGCUGCUGUAGAAAUACAGCAGAAGUUGACAAGUCUUUGGGAAUCAUUGGUUAGCCUACCUAGGGGUGAAUCAAAAUUGAAUGUUCAGCAAAUACAUUUUUUACUAGACUAUUAUUAUAAAAGCGACAUUGAAAGCAAAGAUAUUUUAUCUUUCUACCGAUUUGAUAUUCAAGCCGUGUUUAAAAAGACAGCAAAUGAUGAAGUGAUGCUCAAUUUACCCCAAAAUACCGGUGGUGCAGAUUUCGAAAUGCAAUUAAAAUCGUGCGGAAUUUUCCUAUGCAUGUUGGUAUUGAUUGUUGAAGAAGCCUUAUCAGAGUUGAGGGUUAUAUUCAAAGAAGGAACAAAUAAGGACUUGUGUUUACAAUUUGAAGAUACGUUCCCUAAUGAAGUUAUAUUAUUGAGUCUUGGCCCUCGACAAAACAAUUUGCUACAUAAUGUUCAGGAGUUUUUAAUUCAUUUUGAAAACGAAGAGUGCAAUCGAUCAUUAUCAUAUUGUGCAGUUGUUAUCGUGCUACUAAAUCGGGAAAUUGACGAUUACAAGAAACCAGGAUCAAGCAUUAUUGAUACCAAAAAUUCCUUCACUUCGUUAUACACAACUUUCCUACAUCUAUUACUUGAUGGAUCAUUGGAAAUUUGGAAAGACCCGGAAUUGGUGGAAAUCAGGUCUCAGUACAAGAAACGAAGAAAAGAUUUAAAGUUACAUUUUUGUCACCUUUGGGCUAGUGCUGUUAGAUUAACCAAUUUGGUCACAUUAAACUUUGUCCCUUUGGUCAAGCAUUCGGAAUACUUGGAUGGAUUGUUACGGCGUGUGUAUCGCAAGAUUGAAGAGGUUGACCUGUUGCAGUAUCAUUUAAAGUUUUUGUCCAAAUUAGCCGAGGAUCAAUUGAUUGUUUCAUUGCAUGUGCAUUACCUUAUUGCUAAUGUCUCGUGUUCCUUGUAUCAUGGGAUUUUAAACUUGGGCUCAAACAGGUUGGUGAUCAGCAAUUUAGAACAAUUAGUAAAGCAGUGCCAAACCUGGAUAACUGAUGUUGGUGUCCAACGAUUUAGCGAGGCCAGAAAAUUUGAAAUUUUGAUUAUUCUUGACUACUUGUCGUAUUUUAUGAUUUAUCUCAUUAUGUUGCAAGGAGAAGAAUUAGGUGAUGCUGAUAUGGUUAACAACGUUGUACCAAACAUUUUCACCAAGUUGUCGCAGCUUAUUCAACUGUUGCAUGUGACGCCAAAGCGUCAUGCUCAAUACCUUUACUCAAUAGGAACAGAAGUGUUGACAAGACUGAUACAAUUUGUAGUUGGUCUUCUCACUAGGUUCAAGGAUGAAGCACGUGACACGAACUUGUUGAAAGAAGGGUGCACUACAAUAAUGACCAAGAAGGGACUUCUUUCGCCUACUGAAUGCAUGGAUGAUCUAACCGCAGAAAUUGAUCUGGUUAUUUCGUUUUUGGACGCGGUAUUGAUAAAUAAGGAAAGAUUGAUUAAGCUCAUAAAAUUGUGGAAGUUUUACAUCACAUUGAGUAAAGAUUUGAAUUAUAACAAGCUUCAUGCUGGAUUGCCCAACUUUAAAAAUGGAAAUGCAUCCGCAUGCCCGGUAUUGUCUGACGGUAAUGCGCAAUCAGCGGUAGGUUCAUGUCCAGUUCUGAUGUCGGAGAAAGUAGGAGCAGCAUCUGCUUGUCCAGUAAUGCAUGGUAAAGGUAGUAACAGUGCGGCACCUGCAUCAACUCCACUGGCCUCGUCGACUUUGCAUCCAAUGAAGAGAGAAAUGUCAAAAUGUCCAAUAUCACUGAUCACGACUCCAAUGAAUGAUGAAGAAAUUAAAGUUAGUCAACUUCCUCCACCCUUGCAAGCAGUAAAUCAUAAAUCACCUCAACAACAACAGCUACAGUCACCAAUGCAUAAAAAGAUGAAAAAAUGUCCUUUUGAUCACGGAUCAAUGAUGAAACAUAACCUAUAUACCAAUCAGGUAGAAUCGAGUGUAAGAGGAAACUUUGACAUAUUCAAGACCCAUACACCUAGCCCAUUAGGUGGUGGUGGGUAUUCUAUGAACAGUCCGGCACCAAUACCACAGCAGUUACAAUCAGUUAAUAUAACAACAUCUGAAGAAAGAUCAAUGAAGAAUGCAGCGGCUGAUGGUGUUAAUGAGACAAUGCUGUCUAUGGGUGCUGGACCCUCAUCACAAUCAGGCUCGGCGUUAGUAUCUAGUGGCUUGGCUCUGGGUACUUUAGGUGCACCACCACUACCAUUACAACAACAAUCCCAGUUUAUUGGUGGGCUAGAUAACUUGGACGUUUUGAACCAAUUUCAUGAUUUUGAUUUUGAUUUCUUAAACCUGGAGAAUAUCUUGGAACAUUUUGGCGGCUCUGCAGUUCCCGCCAGUGGAACCAAUGGAGAAUUAGAUUUAGGAUUGAACAAUCUUGGCAAUGGAAAUAUUGAAGGAUUUUUCCAAUAA